AUGGCCAGUCCGCUUGGUGACAGUUCUGGUUUCCGUCCUCCUUUGGCAGAGAGUGCUGCAAGUAUUCCAAGUCUUCCGGUGACUCCAGGUGGAUUUCCAGCUUUGUUGGAUGCUGCGAGACAGCAGACGGAGUUAGUCUUUUGGAUUGUGAGGACGGUUCAAGAACAUGAAGGGAAACUGCAAUCUUUGUCAAGACAGCUAGCUGAUCAGCUCUCUGUGACGAAGUUGCUGAGUGAGGAUCGAAAGGCAUUCAGAGCAACGAACUCGAGGAAGUGGCAAGCGGGCCUAGGAAAUCGAGGUCUGAGUCGAGAGAGCUUCCAUUCGGCUGAUGGCUUCAGCGGAUCUCAGGGAGCCAGUAGCCCCACCUACCAAGACCUGAUGGACACCGACAAGACCCACAUUGAGGAAAAUGUUGAAACUGAUCUGGAACGUCAACACUCUGAAAAGAAGGAUGACGUUGAUGACCUGGAUGUGCUGAUGCCUGUGGAUCCUGCAGCUAGCCUGCCGGAAGAGCAAAAAGAAGAUCAAGCAGAACAUGGAAGAAGCGCUUCUUCCCGGCAACUCUCUGAGAUGGAAGUGGAUCCAGAUCCGCCCAAUACCAACCCAGCUGAUGGUGAUGCGCGAAGAAGUGCAAGUAUUGGCUCAGAUCCGCCGGUUCGCCGGUUCUCAUUCUUGGAAGGUGGCCGCAGACCCUCGACUCGCAGCUUGCCUCUCCAAGUUGAUCCAAGCUUUGCAGGGAACAUUAUCACAGAGGAGCGAUUGGCCCAGCGUUUGGAGGAACGCCUUCAACAGGCGUUGGCCGAGGAUGUUGAGCAUCGAUUGGAGGACUUGGCACAAUAUAUCCAAGAAGAGAUGUACCAUUUUGUUCUUGGACCGGACAUGAUGGAGCGAGUCAGGCAGGAGGCUUCCAACCUUUUACAAAUUGAAAUGGCAGUGGCUUUGGCCGCCCAAGACAAGAAGAUGGAGGAUCUUGUCAUGUCCAGAAUUGCCUCCGCUUUGGGGCAAUGGUCUCCAGAGAAUUCUGUUUCGUCAGAAGCUCUGAUGUCUUUACAUCAGACUUCGUCGCAGUUGGGAGAGUUCACAGAUGGACUUUCCAGGAGAGUGAAGUUGGUUGAGGAGAAUGUGUCUGAGUUGAAGGGCAUUCGGCUGCAAGUCCCAGACAUGCGUAAUGAUAUCACAACUUUGCAAUCAAAUCUGGCAGCAUGUGUUCAGAGCAUUGAAGAUCUUGAGGUGCAGCAGCAGGAGCUGGUGGCUGCAGGAGCGAAGCCUUCAAGAAAUGCUUCUCCAGCAAGACAACUACUUUCACCGUCAGGUAGUGCAACUGAUGAUCUCCUGGCAGAAGCACCUCGAGAUCCAGAGACAACACCAGCGGAGGUGCAAGAGCAUGUUGCGUCUCCGGUGCCUUCACCAUCGCAGGAUGUGAUUGGUGAAGACCCGCCAGAGAUUCCCAAGCCCAAGCGAAGGCUCAGUGACAUGCUUGGCUUGUACAUGCCUCCACCACCAAAACCGCCCGCUGUGGAUGACUCGCAGGUCAAGGAGCUCGUUGCGAGCAAUGACGAGAUAAAGAACAGACUGCAGCAAAUGGAACAGUUGGUGGGUUCAGCAGAUGCGAACAUGUCAAGCAGAAGAAACAGUCUGCAGAACAAGAUCAAUGACAUUGACACAUUGGCAUCCAUCCUGGAGGAUCGAAUGAGAGAACUGGAUAGCGAGUUCCGAGUCACCAAUCAGAAGGUGCAGUCACAGCUUGACGUCCUGCUCGCUGCCCACGAGACUCAACAAGCUGAGGACCUAAAGCACAAUAAGACUUGGAACUUGGCGAAUCAGGCCAGCAUGAGAUGGACGACUUCUGACCGGCACAGACUCGGCCAUUGGCAUCGUUCUUUGCCAGCUGUCCAGCCCAGCGAGUUUUGGCUACAGCAGGGCAAGCUUAGAGCGCCCGCACCGCGAGUGCUUGCAGAGCCCGCCGGCUGCUGGUUGCCAGACAGGUGGGUCACAAAAUCCAGCCGAUACAGCUACGGGGCUUCGCGGCGAUUGUCAGUGGCUGGAGCAGCUGCUGCAGGGGUUGGUGGCUUGUACUUGGUGUGUCCACCAGGAGACAGAUACAAUAUUGACAUCAAGCCAAUAUCAGAUGAGGUUUUUAACAACCACGACAAUUUGUUUGUCUUCUACUUCGAGAAGGCCGAGGACCUGAAUGAACGGAGUGAGGAUUUUCACCGUGUGAUCAGCUCUCUGGUGCAAGAGCCGGUUUUGAAGAAAGUGACGUACUACCAGAACGUUCGAAAAGAUGGUGAUCCUGCUCUGCCUGGUGGUGAAGAGAGAGAGGACAAACCUCUUCGAGUGGUCAUGUACAAAGGACAAAGAAAGUCAGUUUUGCUAAUUGGCGACAAGAUCCCAAAGGAGGAGAUUGUGGACUUCUACAAGCCAGUCUCCCAGGACCUGUCGAAAAUAAAGGUGCCCAAAAAGGUACCAAUGGUUUCAAACUCAUCAUUCCACAAGGAUGUGCUGGAAGCAUCUGGACCUCGCAAGCCAAUGGUGCUGCUGCAGAUGUUUGAGGACACUUGCUUUUUGUGCUUUCUGAUGAGACCCUUCGUCAACUCCCUGGCCGCUUUGACAGCCACCAGGCACCAUUUGUCAUUAAGAGGAUAA
Messenger RNA from Durusdinium trenchii, 2646 nucleotides. NCBI's taxonomy places the organism in Eukaryota, Dinophyceae, Suessiales, Symbiodiniaceae. The record is from the annotation of a GenBank genome assembly.